AUGAAAGUUCAUACCUUGCCGGUGUUUCUCCUCUUAGUGUCGCUAGCCUUUGGAUAUCAGCAAUACUGCAGAUGUGAAUGCAAUGAGAAAUCGGUAGUUCAGCCCAUAGAGAGGUGUGGCCUUUGCACAAAGCCCUUUUGUAUGGACCAUGAUCCGAAAUUGUGCGACGAAGAUGCGAGUGAAGACAUUCUAAUCUCUUGCUAUCAAAUCGAAUCAACUAAAGAUUCCAUUGUGGUGUACCUGUUCAUUAUAAUUGUCUGUGGAUUGGUGGCUAAUGGAUUAUAUAGACUAAUAUAUAACUAA
Molecule: messenger RNA, 303 nt
Organism: Priceomyces carsonii
Lineage: Eukaryota; Fungi; Ascomycota; Pichiomycetes; Serinales; Debaryomycetaceae
Exons: 1
Coding region: 1-303 (100 amino acids)
Source: RefSeq, a predicted model, not a curated record